This is a messenger RNA of Zasmidium cellare ATCC 36951, 1383 nucleotides long. RefSeq lists its product as uncharacterized. The transcript has a single exon. The record is from RefSeq and is a predicted model, not a curated record. Bases 1 to 1383 code for a protein of 460 amino acids. Lineage: Eukaryota; Fungi; Ascomycota; Dothideomycetes; Mycosphaerellales; Mycosphaerellaceae.
AUGGACGGACUCCACCUCGACCCAGACCUCGCCGAGCACGCACGCAUCCAUCCAGCCAAGCUGGUGACGACUCCAGCUCUCGGGGACACAGGCCUGCCACUGCCACCACUCGAGCCGCCAGAAGACUUGUCGGACACUUCUGACGACCUUCCAGCUGUCAAAGCUAUGGCGUUCGACAAGCCAACGACCCACCGCCACACCAGCCUGCCCGACCGCUCUGUGACCCGCGACACUCGCGGCGUCUCCGAAGACGUUCAGCAUUAUCGCAGUCGCUCGCCCUUCCCAGGCGGACUAAGUGCUGGCCCUGGCAAUGUUCGCUCGAGGACGAGGUCGCCGACACCUGCGUGGAGACAGCGAGUCCAGCAAGAAAAGCAGAAGAACAAACCCCACAACUUCACUGCUCGUAAGCAGUAUCCACAAGCCAAAGCCGAGGACAGGAAAGCUACAGAAGUUGCAAUUCGCGCGAAAGGUAGCAGCGCCGUCGUCGGGUUUUGCUUGAAGUGCUUUCACGGGGAUGGCGAUCCAAACGGCAAGGGCCACCCCUUUGUCUUCUGCCCACGCGCAACAAACGCUGCCAAGCAGCUCGCUGCCGCUUUGGAGGCAAGUGCUGUCGCCGUCACUGCUGGACACAGCAGUGGAAGGAAAGGGAUCUCGUUCUGCCUUUACAAUGGUCAUGCUGGCAAGAUGGAGGCGUUUCAAUGUGCGUUGAGUGGCGGGCCAAAACGCCACACCUCUCAAGACCACCGUGUAUUCGGCGCGGAAUCUUUCGCUGCCAGCGCUUUGCAAUUUGUACAUGCCCCUUGCAUUUGUUGCAAUAAUAGGGGUGACAGGGAGCAAGCUGCGGAUCAUUGCGCCCUCGACUGCUCCAAGCCUACGUUGGAGGCCCAGCACUGGUUGUCGGCGAAGCAGGAGCUAAAUGCGAUCUACGGGAAAGCUGGCCGUCCUGUGCCGACGUCCAAGCACUCCAUGAGUCGACAUGCUCAAGCUGAGAAGCCGCUGUCUCAUCGCCUACCGCGGCCCCAGCAGCCUCGCGCACAGACGGCUUCUGUCCAGCAGAAUCAUCUACCAUCACACAUUCAUCCGUCACGUCUUCCUCUUCACCACGGCGAGAACACCAACCGAGAGGCCGUCCAGGCGUACCAACCCAAGGCCUCUUGGGAGUCAGCAAUGCUUGGCGAAAUGCUUCAAAUGGAAAUGCAGGCGCGUCCAAGCAGCUGGCUGGCUGUGGCCCUGUCCGUUCAGGAGCAACUUCGACAGCAGCUCAUGAAGGAUAUCAUAAUGGGGGACCCUGCUGAAGGGACGCCGCUCGCGAUUCCUCUGUUGGAGCUGCUGGAUUCCAGGAUCCGCAAUCUCGUCGUACAUAUGGGCGAGCAUUGUAGUUGA